This is a messenger RNA of Rosa rugosa (rugosa rose), 3640 nucleotides long. RefSeq names its product protein WUSCHEL-like. The transcript has 2 exons. Lineage: Eukaryota; Viridiplantae; Streptophyta; Magnoliopsida; Rosales; Rosaceae. The record is from RefSeq and is a predicted model, not a curated record. Gene Ontology annotation, biological process: plant organ development. The coding region runs from base 2503 to 3309 and encodes 268 amino acids. Gene Ontology annotation, molecular function: DNA binding; DNA-binding transcription factor activity.
GCGAGCUCGGGGAAGGCCGGGUCCGUGGCCAGAGGAGGCCGGAGGAGGGCCGUUCGGCCGGGUCGGGUCGAGCGGUUCGGCCGCGUGGGAGAGGAGAGAGGACGGAGGGUUUCGGGGGACUAUUCCGCAAAAUCUCCAUUUUUUUGUCCUUAAUGAAUAAAUCAGAAAUUUUUCCUAUUUAUAGAAAAUUCCCAAUUUUCAAAUAUUCAUAACUUAAUCAUACGAACUCCGAAUAAUGCGUUCCACAUGUCCACGAACUCGUAUCGACGAGCUCUACAACUUUCAUGAAGGAAGUUUUCCCAAAUUUUGAACGAAUAAAAAGUCAACUUUGUUGACCCCCUAAAAACGUUCGUUUUCGAAAAUAAAAUCGUUCGAACUAAUUCCACAACUUCUCCAAGCUUCGUACUCGCUCCUACUAUCGUGAAAUCAUUUCUAAAAAUCCACGGAAAUUAAUUUGGAUUUUCCGGGGUAUUACAGUCUACCCUCCUUAAAGAAAUUUCGUCCCGAAAUUUGAGCGUAAGUCAAUUCCUCUCGAUUAAGGUUGACCUAAUCAUAGAAUCUCCAUCUUUUCCAAAUCUGUAGUAAUCUACAAAGCCACAAUCCUUUGUAUAAAAAUACAUUCCUAGGGCCACUAAAUCCUUUCAUCACAAUGUAAAUUCACAAAACAACUGCUCAACAUCACUCCACAUCAAUUACACAAAAUCAUCACGUGGAUCAUCUCAUAGAUCCUUACAUAGAUCUUCACAUAGAUCAUCACAUAGAUCUUCACAUAGAUCAUCACUCUGUACUGGCAUACAAGCACAGUAAACACUCCCACAAAGUGUUUCGCUACUCAAUUAGCAUCACGGUAAAUCUCUAUAGUAAAACUCAAGCAUGCACCAUUCUUCACAACAAUAGAGAUGCAUCACUCAAAACAAAUCAUCCCAAAAAGCACGCCAAUAAAUUAUGUCACCCAAUGAUGAUGACUUGGGCUUGCUCAAUCCUUGGGCUAAGCACUAGGGCUGGCCAAUUGGGCCUGAAGAAAUCGGACCAUCCACAUUUCGAACCGGCCCAAACCAAUUUGGGUUUAACAUUUGGGCCUACUAUUCGGGCCGAACAAUUGGGCUUACCAUUUGGGCCUACCAUUCGGGCCGAACAAAAGCAUUUUGAAUAGGCCCAACCAAUUUGGGCUUACUAUUCGGCCCACAAAGUUUAGCUCGGCUACGGUAUGAAAUUGUACAUACCGUAGGUAUACCGUAUAUACGUAUGCAUACCGUACAGACCGUAUAUACGUAUAUAUACCGUACAUACCGUAUAUACGUCCGUAUAUCAAGCAUAUACGAGAUCCAAAAAUAUUUGUAGGAGGUAAGGUUCGAACUCCCGACCUCGAACACGAAAGUUUUGCUCUCAACCACUGAAGCAAGAGCUGCCUUCAUUAAUAUAUGCUCACGUGUUAUAUUUAUUAUGUCAUAAGCGACAUAAAUAAAAUAACGGGGGAGGCAAGGUUCGAAACCUCAACCUGCCGCACGAAACCUUUGUCCCCCAACCACUGGAGCACAAGCUGUGCUUAAUAUAAUGUGUACAAAUUUUAUACUUAUUAUGUCAUAACGAACAUAAUAAAAAUAAACGAGAGGCGAGGUUCGAACCUCAGACCUCUUGUACACGAACUGUACACUCAACCACUCGAGCACGGCUGCUCACGUUAUUAUCCAUACCAAUCCUUUUAUUUAAACCAACUGUUUCAACUGUUUAAACAAUUCGGCCCAAAACAUCCAAGACUGUUGCAGAAACCCAGCCCAACGUAUCCAAAACUGUUACAGAAAUCCGGCCCAACUCAUCCAAAACUGUUUCAGAAACUCGGCCCAUCAUGUCCAAAACUGUUUCUGAAACUCGGCCCAUCAGGCCUCCACCCACAGCUACAGUGAUGCCUUGAUCCGAGACAGGCCCAAGUACGGCCCACUUGUGUCACGGCUUAUCCCUUCCGUGAUUUACGGCAGUCAAAUCUGCUUUCGGCUACAGCUGUCUGCCACAGCGCCUCGAGAUUCCCUCGGUCCCCUUACACGCUCUCCACGCGCCAACAGCUUUUCCGUGUUUUAGGGCGACUUUAAUCCAACGCGUAGAAUGAAUCACAGGAGUCGUCCAUCCAACGGUGGAGAUCCGCUCACCUCGCUCUAUAAAUAGGUGCAUUCUGAGGGCGCAACUGUUCAUUCCAAAGGAACGAAAAUCUCUCCUGAGUUCCAGCCCCUCUCUCCCAACUCUUCAGCCUUUCUCUUCUCAAAUCCUUUCUUCAUCAAUUUCAAUCCUUCUCUUCUGAUCUUCUCUCCCAUCUAGUUGAUUCAAUCCCAUCUUUCCUCUGAACUUUCAGAUCUUCAAUCUUUUCCUCCAAAUCUUCAAUCCUUCUUUCUCAGAUCUUUUCUUCCAUUUGAAGAUUCGAUCUCAUCUUUCCUCUGAGAAUCUCAGAUCUCCAAUCACCAGUUCAACAACUCCAAUCCUUCUAACAAAAUCUCCCUCAAACACUAAACCAUGUAUUCCUCGAUUUCCACAUCCUCUCACCCCAUGACCCAAGAGCCACGAACUCUGCAACUAAUGGAGCUCCAAACCCCGCAACAAAUGGAACCACAACAACAGCAACCAACAGAGGAGGGAGGAAACACCCAAGCAGCUGGAAGUAGUGCCAACAUGGAUUUCUGGCGAAGCCGUACCAGGUGGAUUCCUACUCCAGAACAAAUAAGAAUCCUCAAGGAUCUUUACUACGUCAAGGGAUUUAAGUGCCCAACUACAGAGCAGAUUCACGAGAUCUGUCUCCAGCUGAACCAGUAUGGGCAUGUUGAGGGUAAGAACAUUUACUUUUGGUUCCAGAACGUCAGGGCUCGAGAGAAGCAGAUGAAUAGGUGUAAUCAGGCUGCUCCAGUGCCCAUGAGAACUAGUUCUCUUGGUACUGGUAGAUCCAUUGAUCUCAAUUUUGGGUCCACUGGUUCUACUGGUGCUGGUGGAUCCAUCGACAUCAAUUUUGGGCCAGCUGGUGGAUCCAUUGACAUCAAUUUUGGGUCCACUAGUUCUACUGAUGAUGGUAGAUCUAUUGAUCUCAACUUUGGUUCCACCUAUUCUACUGGAGGACAAACAUCCCUGCAACAACGAGGAGGAGAUCACCAGGAGGUUCAAACUCUUCCUCUGUUCCCCGUGCACGGCGAGGACGUCUUUGGUAACCUGAAGACUACUUCCGAGGAAGGUAGUGCACAUGAUUACUAUUUCGGUGGCUCAGGCGGUUACAACCGUGGAUCUCCAGUUUCUCUUGAGCUCAGCCUCAACCCAUCCGGAGCUGCUGACUAGGCUUAGUACAGCAUAGUCCUCGUUUUCCUUUUUUUUUUUUUUUUUUUUUUUUUUUUUUUUUCUUUUUUUUUUGUAAUAUAAACUCAAUAAGAUGGUGUGCAUGUUUUCUUUCCUGUUUGUUUAACCAACAACAACACCAAGGAUCGAACCUUGGUCACCCAAUACUAUUUUCAAAACCAUAAACAACUCUACUGCACACAUCUUUCAUAAUGAUGCAAUAAAAACAAUCACUCAAAAAGAAUCCAACAAUCAAUUAAGUCGCAUCGAGGUCUAGCUAGUAUCCUCUGAGUCAAACCAAACACAACAAUUUCAUCGAUAGGAUUAGGGAUUU